GGACGUAGCGAGUGAAUCUGGAUUGACCCUCGGUUUGUUGACUCGCGCCGGUCCGUAGAUGUUUUCUGCAGGAACUGUGUCGAUUUAAAGUCAUUUUAAAAAUAUAUACGAUUCUGACCGGCGGAGAUCAGCAUUAAUUCUGCUAAAUAUAAUUUUUGGAAAUUAAUAAGGUUGCUAAUUAGGUACGAAGUUGUAGUUAGUGUGAAUUGUGGGCUAUGCUAAUGACUGCUGGCUGCACGUGCACGAUAAGUCAAGUAGCUGGUUAGCUACUGUAAAAACGAAUAAAAAUGGAGCAGAAUGACUAAAAUGUUUCACAUAAAUUCGCAUUAGAAGCAGAUUCUGUACAUGUCUCAUGACUGAUCUCCCUGACGCAUAUGAGCAUCAGUGCUCCUGCUGUGUUCACCGCUCGACCCCAAGCGUCCAUCAAUCUCUAGAUGAAAUGGACUUUGAGAGAGGCAUAUGGUCAGCAGCUCUGGAUGGGGAUUUGGAGAGAGUCCGGUCAUUUUUGAACAAAGGAACAGAUCCGAACACGAAGGACCAGGCUGGAUACACCGCUUUGCAUUAUGCCAGUCGAGCAGCUCACCAGUCAGUCUGUGAGCUUCUCCUGGAUCAUGGCGCCUGUGCCAAUUCUCAGACACACGGUGGCGCCACGGCUCUGCACAGAGCCACCUACUGUGGUCACAUGAGCAUCGUCAAGCUGCUGCUGAACCACAGAGCUGAUCCUUGCUUAACCGAUGAUGAUGGCUCGACACCUUUGCAUAAGGCUGCUGAGCAGGGCCAUCUGGAGAUGUGUGAGGUGUUAUCGAGCAAAUAUCCUGUCCUGAAAACCAUAAAAGAUAAAAAAUCACGCUUGCCUGUAGAUCUUGGCCCAGACAACAAGACCUUCCUAGAGUUACUGAAGCCUCCACAAUGAUCACCGUCGUGAUUUCCUGAACAAGCCCCGGACCGUUGAAAGUGCCACACAAGCGAAAACACUUUCUUCAGAUUUUGGCUUUAUUUCAGUCUUUAGAAUGCCAUCCAUCGUCUUCCACAUUACCUUCAUCAUGCCCAAGGUCAUCUACACCCUCGUCUUCAUUUCCUUCCUCAUCCCUAUCCCCAUCCUCCCUCCAUCCUCAUCAACAUUGGCAUCAUCAUCAUCUCUAAGCUCAUACACCUUUAUCCCCAUUCCCAUCUUUAACAUUUUCUCAUCCCUAUCCUUACCAUCAGUAUCAUUGUCCUCAUCUCCAGUCUCAACCCAUUCUUAUCAACAGCCCCAUCAUCACCUUCCUUCUCACCCCACCCUUAUUCGCAUCUCCAUUUUCAUACAAUUCUCAUCCUCAUAUCUAUCUUCAUCAUAACCAUCCUCAUUUUCAGCUGCUUCCCUGUCCUUAUCCCUAUCCUUACUCCAUCCUCAUUCCCAUCCAGACCAGAAUUCUCAUCUCUGGCAUUAUUUUUUAUCCCCAGCUUUAUUUUAUACACAGCUUUAUCCCUAACUCUGACAUUAUCCCUUACAACAUCUUCAUCUCCAUCCUCAUCACCAUCAUCUCUCGUCUUCUCUGCUUCCACAACCUCAGAAUACUCUUUGUUCUGCUGAUACAGGUUAUACUAAGCGCUAUAGAUGAGGUGAAUUAUAUUUCACAGCAGCUGAAAUGCUUAUGUGAUGAUGCAGGAGGUUCAAUUGUCAUUAAUCUCAUACGUCUUAUACGUUCUAGCGACAGAAUUGCAAUGACACAAGUUGUCAGCAGAUGGCAACAUUGACCAGCCCAGUGCUUCUGUGAAGUUCUGACCAUUUCUGUUCUGCCUCAUCAUUAGUUAUCUGAAUCAUCAUGGUGAAGUUCUACAUUUAUACACUUCUGCUUGUACUGAAUUCCAUCAUACAAUAUAUAUAUAUAUAUUUCUUGCCUCUUAUAUAUCAAUAAAUCUGUUAAUGGAAGUAAUACCAUAUUUUUUUUUAACAUAAAUAAUAUGUAUUCUAAACAGAUACAUUUCUAUUUAUUAUAAUAAACAGUAUUUUUCAGUUGUAAGACAUGUCGUGCGUCGAAUGUUUACUGCAUAAAGAAAUAAUGCAAUAGGUUUUUGCCACAAAUACUCAGUUAUCACUUUGUAAUCUCAAAUAAAUCUUAGAUUGUUUUCUUUCA
Molecule: messenger RNA, 2117 nt
Organism: Tachysurus fulvidraco (yellow catfish)
Lineage: Eukaryota; Metazoa; Chordata; Actinopteri; Siluriformes; Bagridae
Gene: ankrd39
Product: ankyrin repeat domain 39
Exons: 5
Coding region: 353-913 (186 amino acids)
Molecular function (GO): protein binding
Source: RefSeq, a predicted model, not a curated record